AGAGACCAUUUCUUCACUUGUUCUUCCUUCCCCCUCGGGUCUAUGUAGAUCUGCAAAUUUCUCUUUUCUUAUACACAAUUGAACAUAUCAUCAUCACAAUCAUCCGCAUCAGAUCGUAGCUUGAAAAUGGUGCUGGUCACGGCCGUACGGGAUUACUUAAACCGGAUGUUGCAGGACAUCUCCGGCAUGAAGGUUCUCAUCCUCGAUUCCCACACGGUUAGUAUAGUGAGCGUGGCGUAUUCGCAAUCCGAGCUUCUGCAGAAAGAAGUGUUUUUGGUGGAAUUGGUUGAUUCCAUUUCCAAGUCCAGAGAAUCCAUGUCGCAUCUCAAAGCUGUUUACUUUCUUGCACCCACUUCAGAGAACAUACAGUUUUUGCGCCGGCACUUGGUUUCUCCUCGAUUUGGGGAGUAUCACCUCUUUUUCUCCAACAUAUUGAAGGAUACCCAGAUUCAUAUUUUAGCUGAUUCAGAUGAGCAUGAAGUUGUGCAGCAGCUUCAGGAGUUCUAUGCAGACUUUGUUGCAACUGAUCCUUACCAUUUCACUUUGAACAUGCCAUCAAAUCACAUGUAUAUGCUCCCAGCAGUUGUAGAUCAUUCAAAUUUACAGCGCUUCUGUGAUCGGGUAGUUGAUGGAAUUGCAGCUGUUUUUUUGGCAUUAAAACGAAGACCAGUUAUUCGUUAUCAGAGAACAUCUGAUAUUGCUAAAAGGAUUGCGCAGGAAACAGCAAAGCUGAUGUACCAGCAGGAAAGUGGACUUUUUGAUUUCAGACGAACAGAAAUUUCUCCGUUGUUGCUGGUAAUUGAUAGGAGGGAUGAUCCUGUGACCCCGUUGCUGAAUCAAUGGACCUAUCAGGCUAUGGUUCACGAAUUGAUUGGUAUUCAAGACAACAAAGUCGACUUAAGAAACAUUGGAAAAUUUCCGAAGGAUCAAGAGGAGGUUGUGCUGUCAUCAGAGCAAGGCUUUUUCAAAAAGAACAUGUAUGAGAACUUUGGUGAUAUUGGGAUGAACAUCAAGCAGUUGGUUGAUGAAUUUCAGCAAAUUUCAAAAAGUAACCAGAACAUUCAGACUAUAGAGGACAUGGCCAAGUUUGUUGACAAUUACCCUGAGUACAGAAAGAUGCAUGGAAAUGUUUCAAAGCAUGUGGCACUGGUAACAGAAAUGAGUAAGCUAGUUGAAGAGCGAAAACUUAUGGUAGUGUCACAGACAGAACAGGAGUUGGCUUGCAACGGUGGGCAGGUGGCAGCUUUUGAGGCGGUGACAAAUCUAUUAAACAAUGAAAGUGUAUCUGACAUUGACCGCUUACGUCUUGUCAUGCUGUAUGCUUUACGCUAUGAGAAGGAGAGUCCUGUGCAACUAAUGCAGUUAUUUAACAAACUGUCAUCCAAGUCUCCCAAGUACAAACCUGGGCUUGUCCAGUUUCUCUUGAAGCAAGCGGGUGUGGAUAAACGAACUGGGGAUCUUUAUGGAAAUCGAGAUUUCUUAAACAUCGCACGUAACAUGGCUCGUGGGCUGAAGGGGGUUGAGAAUGUGUACACACAACACCAGCCUCUUCUCUUCCAAACUAUGGAAAGCAUUACCAAGGGACGGCUGAGAGAUGUGGAUUACCCAUUUGUGGGAAAUCAUUUCCAGCAGGGCAGGCCUCAAGAAGUGGUCAUUUUCAUUGUUGGGGGGACAACAUACGAGGAGUCUCGUUGUGUAGCUUUACAAAAUUCUAUGAAUACUGGAAUUCGUUUUAUACUUGGUGGUUCUGUGAUUCUCAAUUCUAAAAGGUUCUUGAAGGACUUGGAAGAAGCUCAGAGAAUCGCUCGUACUAGCAAUGCCAUCUGAGUGUUGGUUUCUUGUAUAGCCUAGCAUUUGAAUAGCGAUGUGGAUAAGUGGUCGUGGAUGUGUAUGGGUGUUCUGUUUUUCACUUGCUGUAAUAUCAAAAAUUGCUACACGUGCUUGGGGGAUCAUCCGAAUCAACCCUCUGUUACUGCAGGACGUCCUUUUGUUUACCAUUUUGUUGGAGUUAGAACUGAAGGAAGACGUAUCCCAUAAAUUUGGAGGCUAAGAUCCAUAGCAGUUCAGACCCUCCCUCCGAGAAGAACCGGUGAGAAGAACCAUUUUUUUCUGCUAACCAAGCCAGAUAUCCCUAGAGCUGAACUAACAUAACGUGUACUUCUAUGCCUUGGUAAAAACAUGUCAAUACCUAAAUCUCUCUUUUUCUUUUAUACAUAUAGCUUGUAUUCAUGCAAGUACUUGUGAUAUUGUGAGAAACAAAGUCUAGAUUUACUGUA
Molecule: messenger RNA, 2276 nt
Organism: Pyrus x bretschneideri (Chinese white pear)
Lineage: Eukaryota; Viridiplantae; Streptophyta; Magnoliopsida; Rosales; Rosaceae
Product: vacuolar protein sorting-associated protein 45 homolog
Biological process (GO): intracellular protein transport; vesicle-mediated transport
Cellular component (GO): Golgi membrane
Source: RefSeq, a predicted model, not a curated record